Messenger RNA from Olea europaea var. sylvestris, 2252 nucleotides. RefSeq lists its product as uncharacterized. Lineage: Eukaryota; Viridiplantae; Streptophyta; Magnoliopsida; Lamiales; Oleaceae. The transcript has 4 exons. The record is from RefSeq and is a predicted model, not a curated record. Bases 1 to 1431 code for a protein of 476 amino acids.
AUGUAUAAAACUAUCCUUUCUUCUCCUUCCAAUGAAAAAAAUGAUGGGGGAUGUAGUGAUUCGACCGGACCUUCGUCGGAGGAUGCCGGAGGGAGUCCGACCGACCCACGGGGGGGUCGGUCGCCGGCCAGCGGGGCUGGUUGCUCGACCAGCCCUGCUGGUCGACCAGCUGGUCGACAGUCGACCAGCCAAGGGGCUGGUCCGUCGACCAGCCAUAGGGCUGGUGCCAGCCCGAAGGCUGGUCGACCUACGGCCAGCCCGAAGGCUGGCCGUCUACCGCCGUCCAUUGAUUCUCGUGGUUUGUCUGGUCCUUCGAUCCGCCCUUGUAGUGACUUGCCCCCUUCAUCUAGCAAAUCCCUUUAUGAUAGUGAUAGUGAAACUCAUUCAAUUGACUCUCAGCCAUUUGUUCCAAAUCUCCCAAAGAGACACAUUGGUUCUUUCAAAUCUCCAGGCCAAAACUUGGAAAUCGGGCGUGACCCGGCCGGUGAGGUUGUCCCCUUAGAUAUCCCAAAAAGUUAUAGUCUCUACAAUUCGCCACUCAAGUUAGAAAAAUGUCUAGGAAAGUAUGACCGGGUUGAUGAUUACGUCUAUAGAGCCCCCGGUCCUAAAGAAAAGCUCCCCGGGUCCGACCCCCGUGAGAUAGCCAUGUACAAGGAUGUUAUGGACGGGGGUUUUCGGUUCCCCAUUCAUCCCUUUUUUGUAUCGAUUUUCAACGAGUUCCACCUUACUCCUAGUCAAAUUAAUCCUAAUGCAUGGAGAAAAGCGUUAUAUUUUUUGUACGUCUGUCUUAAAAAGGGAAUUUCACCUUCCAUGGAUCUUUUUAGGUGUAUCUUCGAAAUGCAUGAGUUAGUUCAAUGUAAUGCCUUUGUCUAUUUUACCACUAGGGUACCUAUGCAAUUCCCUAAGUUUAGGAAUUCAAAUAGCGGAUGGAAGUCCCGAUUUUUCUUCGUCCGGCCUUCAAAGGGUCAGUUUUCUUUUAACACAAAUUGGCGACACUCCCAAAUUCGUCUCUUCAAUAGCCAAGUAGAAGCUACUCCCUUUCUAGAAGCUCAAAUCCAGGACUUGGUUGAUGUUCCGCCCCUUGCGCCUGACUUAGGGUCAGUCCUUACCAUGAAGAACAUGUUGAAAGUGGGGAUGAGUCGUCCAAUUGGUAUGGACUUUGAUCUUGAUGAGGUAUUGAGGACUCUGCCAAGAGGAGAUGAGGGCCUUACCCUCGUUGAUGGGGCCGAGCUUGAUCUGGAAGGAGUCAUGGACUCCAUGCCUGACCAGGGGCAAGAGGGUGAGGUGGAUCCUUUGCCUAUCCCUUCAAAGAGAAGAAGGGGAGCCGACCUUGGGAGAAAGUCUCAGACGAUCAACGAGACUUCUCAGCCUUUAGAUGAGCCUCGUGAUGUGGUUCCAGCUCCUAGGCCGGGAGCUCCUAAUCGUGCGUGAUGUGAGCGUGAGGACUCGCUUCCUAGCUUUGGGUUUCCUCCCACCCGGGGCUAUCAUGAGAUGGGGGUGCUUAAGUCGUUGGUGACCCCUGCUCGAUCCAGAGCGAUUGCAGGGCGCAACGCAGAUGACAUAGAAAGGGCUGCGGCUGUUUAUCUUCAGAGGGUGGUGGCCCUACAGACCGGACUCGCUGAGUCGAAUCGCCGCCUAGCCUCAGAACUGAAAAUUCUUACCGAAGAAAACAAAAAGGAGGCUCAUCACCACAAGAAGAAAAUAUCAUCCUUGAGGAAAUCUCUGGAGAUGUCGGACGCUCGAGCUCAUGAGCAAGAGACGGAGAUCGACAACUUACGCUCUGUUUUAGCUCGUGCUCCUGAAGAGGCGGUUGAGAGGUAUAAGGCCUCAGGUGAGUAUGCUGGAGAUCUCAAGGCGGCUGUGGAUCAGUAUAAGAUAUCGUCCGAUUAUGCUAAGGCUUUGAACUCAUACGGGGGGAAGGCGAUGUCUGCAUCAAUUAAGCUCUCCAAGGAGUGGAUUAUGGCCGAACAUCCUUCUAUAGACCCCUCCGGCUUGGAUAGAUUUCUCGCACAGCGCAAGGGGAAGGAGAGCGUAGCUCAGUCAUCCAGAUCACUUGGUCGUUCAUCACAAGGGGGUAGUGGGGAUGUCUCCCCUUCGAGCUGAAGCGUUACUUAGUUGUUGUUUUCCUUGCUAGUUUUUCCUUUUUAGUAUUUACUUUUGCUCAGCCUUGUUAUCUCCUACUUGCUCGGGAUGUGGGCAAGAAUUCUUCGAAUGUAUAAACACAUCUUUUAUUCGAUAUUAUUGGCGCUGGA